This is a messenger RNA of Nerophis lumbriciformis (worm pipefish), 1235 nucleotides long. RefSeq names its product GTP cyclohydrolase 2 (gene gch2). Gene Ontology annotation, molecular function: GTP binding; GTP cyclohydrolase I activity; zinc ion binding. The record is from RefSeq and is a predicted model, not a curated record. Gene Ontology annotation, biological process: tetrahydrobiopterin biosynthetic process; tetrahydrofolate biosynthetic process. Gene Ontology annotation, cellular component: cytoplasm. NCBI's taxonomy places the organism in Eukaryota, Metazoa, Chordata, Actinopteri, Syngnathiformes, Syngnathidae.
AACCCCAGGACUACUCGUCCGCUCUACUUCUUUCCUCUCGUCGUCCCUCCUCGAGCAUCAUGAACGGCCACUGCAACGUGCAGGUCAACGACGUGGCGGAGGAGUUCCACUGCAACAACGACUUCUCCGAGCUCAUCAUCGACGGCAAGAAGGCCGCCGGGCGCCGCGGCCACGAGACCUCCCGCAAGGAGGCCGAGGACAAGAGCCGGCUGCCCGCCCUGGAGGUGGCCUACACCAGCAUCCUGCGGGAGCUGGGAGAGGACGUGGACCGCCAGGGCCUGCUGCGCACGCCGCUGAGGGCCUCCAAGGCCAUGCAGUUCUUCACCAAGGGCUACCAUGAGACCGUGGACGACAUCAUGAACGACGCCAUAUUCGACGAGGACCACGAUGAGAUGGUGAUCGUGAAGGACAUCGACAUGUUCUCCCUGUGCGAGCAUCAUCUGGUGCCCUUCUUCGGCAGAGUGAGCGCCUUCUCGAGCCGUCUUUCGAGUCGGAAGACAACCUUUUUUUUUUUAACGUGUGGUCUCCAUGUCCCAGGUCCAUAUCGGAUACGUUCCCAACAAAAAAGUGGUGGGACUGAGCAAGCUGGCGAGGAUCGUGGAGAUCUUCAGUCGGAGGCUUCAAGUUCAAGAGCGUCUCACCAAGCAAAUCGCCAUGGGGCUAUCCGAGGCCCUGCAGCCAAAAGGUGUCGCCGUGGUCAUCGAGGCAUCGCACAUGUGCAUGGUGAUGCGAGGCGUGCAGAAGAUGAACAGCCGCACGGUGACCAGCUCCAUGCUGGGCAUCUACCUGGAAGACCCCAAAACCCGGGAGGAGUUCCUGAACCUUACCAAGCACUGAUGGGAUGGUCCUGACGUGUACUUCAAAACAAAACAAGAAGCAAAUACAGCAAAGCUUGAAAGACAAAUCACUGUGAAUUCAACAGAAUCUGCUUUUUUGUCCGUCUCCCCCACAAAGUAACAUUGUACAGUUUAAGACUUCAGCUUCUUUUCUUUCUUUCUUCCAUCGACAUUGGUGCUUUUACAAAGUGGUACUGUCUUCCUUUUUUUAUUAUUAUUACUGUAUUCAGAUUUGUACCACAUAUCCACAUAUUUGUAAUAUAGUAUAUGUAAAAUACAAGUUUUUUCCCCCUGUCUGUCCAUAACAGUAGAGGAAAAAAAGAUGGCGGCACUGACAGGAUAUUUUGCUUUUACAAAACCUGCAUCAUGUAUUUUGAAGCGUAUUUACUUUAAUAAAAG